Penaeus indicus is the source of this 1989-nucleotide messenger RNA. RefSeq names its product protein FAM107B-like. The record is from RefSeq and is a predicted model, not a curated record. Bases 299 to 958 code for a protein of 219 amino acids. Lineage: Eukaryota; Metazoa; Arthropoda; Malacostraca; Decapoda; Penaeidae. The transcript is spliced from 7 exons.
GUCCCGAGCGGAUCCGUGAGAGAGCUUAUUUUAGGAUUGUUUUUUUCGUUACAAAAACAAAACCCUACGAGUUUAUUUUGUUGGCGUUUCGUUGGAUAAUCUGAUCUGUGCUUAGGCUUGGAAGAAGGAAAGAAAACGAUUUAAUUACGAGCAAGCUUAGCUAAUUCAGGGUGAUUAGCAUCGUUUUGUGAAAUACGUGUGUUUGUCGAUCAUCUUCGGGAGUUUCUUCAAUCACCGCACUUCUACUUUAGUUAAGUGUGAUUGGCUGGCCGCGUGGUGACGUAUCGUGACGUCAGCGAUGAGUCACUUGCGAUUGGCUGGAGCCAUUGCGGUACUCCCACCCCUACCUGAGCACAGAUUACAGAGUUCCCGAGAAGUCCACAUGAGAGCUCUGAGUGAGCUCCAGAGUGCUGCCUCCCGUCUGCCACACCCAGAAGUAGUGUACGGCGCCAUGAUCCCCGAACCAGACUACAGCGACGACGAGAGGGAGACCCAGCCGGCCAGCGUCAGCAGUAUGGUCGCUAGGAACAAUAAAGUGAACACAAACAACAGCAACAACAAGGAACAGGAGAAGGGCCAGCACCCGGCCUCGGAACGGCUGGACGGUCGCGGCCUCAUCAUGCCCAAGAAGCUAGUCAACCCCUGCCUCGAAUCGUCAGACAAAAUGAAUCUCCACAGAGAACUCAAAUUUAACCAGAAGAUGGGUGUGAAUGUGCUAAACCAGAAAACAGAGCUGCAGAAGGCCAUGGAGAAACACAAUGACAAGAAGGUGUUAAGGGAACAGCAGGAGAAAAAGCAAGCUGAAAUGACUCCCUUCCAAAAGGCAUUAGAUGAGAGAGCUCAAAAAAUAGAACAGAUGGAGAAAGCCGAAAAGGGCAACGUGGAGAAUGAGCAGGCGCCAUCUUGCGAAUUCCAGAAGAUCCACGCCAAAGUUCGAGCCAAAAUGGAAGUCCAGUAAAGACUGGAUUAUGAAUUCUUUGAAUCUGUUAUAACUUGGUCAAAUAUGACAUAAAAAUCUAUUUAGAAAUAUUAAAGAUAAUUAAUAAUUUAAAACAUGUGAAAUAUCAAGUAUACUAAAACCAGUGUUAUUGUGAACAUAUUGAGAAAAAAACAAAACAAAAACCAAGGUUUGUUUUAUUAGUAUAAAGGUAUACUAUGCUAGAAUGUAUUUAGUUAUCAUUGAUACAGCCCAGAGAGCUUUCACACUUUUUUUUUUUUUGUCAUCCAUAUAUUCAUCUCAUGUAAAGAUCUCGCGGAUCUCAUAAAUUUUCAUAGGAUUAUGGGAUUUUUUCCAACUAACUCAUUCAUCACAUAUACAGACACAUCUUCCUUCUUCCUUCUUCCUUCUUGAAAGUGAAAAAUAGAUUUAAAAGUUAAGAAAAAAAAACAGUAGGGCGGGAACACCAUAUGAAGUGACCAAAACUUUGAAACAGAAUAACUGACAAAAUAAAUCAAUCAUAGUUCCAUCUUGUUACCGAUCAAUAAUCAAAAUGUCAGGUGAUGCCCCAACACAUGUCAUAUCAUAUAUAUAAAUACAUAUUAAUACAUUAGGUACAUCUGCCCAUCCUUCAGUCCCCCCUGUGACAAUAAUCAUAAACCGAGAUAGGAUAUUAGGGUAACUGAAAUGUCUAUUUUCCUUACCCAUCUCACAAUAGCUGUACAAUGUCUUGACACUCACAAAUGUAUGAUGCCUUUAACACACAUUAGUCUAAGAUGUUUAUUACUUUUGUGAAAGUAGGUUUAAAGUAACUCAUUUGUUAUUUUCCCUCAGAAUGUCAAGCAUAUGGGAAAGGUAGACACAAUUAUAUUUACCUUUUUGUCUUCAGGUCUCCUGUGCAUGACAUUUCCUUGUAUCUUUGCUUAAGUUAACAUCUGCUGAGGAAAAACAACAUUGUUUCAUUUUUUUUUUUUUCUUCAUCACUAAUAUUUGCUGUUUAUAUUAGGGUAAGAGAAUGUACAAGUGUAGAAAUAAAUAAAUAUGAUUUUAUA